AUGCCCCCAGCAAAGAAGCGGAAGACUCGGGCCGCCGCCAAGGCGGAGAAAGCACUGGAUGCAGCCUCGACAAUAGACCAACAGAAGGCCCAGGACGCCGACAACGAAACGAAGAAAGAGGUCGACACAGGAGCCUCAAAUACCGACGCAGAUGCGCCACCAGUUGAUGCAGCAGCCACUGGAGGCGAAUCGUCCACAUCCACCAACGACGACCCGGCAACAAAAGCACAAGACCGCCUAGCCCGCUUCAAGGCCCUCCAAGCCCGGGCAAAGAGCUCGACGGAACAAAACUUCAAAGAAGCGACGCGGGAGGCGCAGCGCGUCGCGACCGACCCCAGUCAGCUGACGGCCCUCAACCGCCGGCGGGCCAUCGCCUCGCACAAGCUGCUCAAGGCGGACAUUGAAGAUGCCGGGGGCGACUUUGAGCGCAAGCGGGCGUGGGACUGGACGGUCGAGGAGAGCGAGAAGUGGGACAGGCGGCUCGAGAAGAAGGCGGCGCACCGCGACAACACGGCGUUCGCCGACUACCACGCCGAGGCCAACAAGAUGUACAAGGCCCAGCUCAAGCACGUCACCCCGAACAUGGAACGCUACGCGAAGGACAAGAUGGCGGCCAUCGAGCGCGCGGCGGCGUCGGGCGGGCUGGACAUCGUGGAGACGGAGGACGGCGAGCUCAUCGCCAUCGACAAGGACGGGUCGUUCUACUCGACUGCGGAUUCGACCACGUUUGCCCAGAACAAGCCGGACAGGGCGGAUGUGGACCGCCUCGUGGCCGACUUGCGCAAGGCGGAGGAGGCACGUCUCAAGAAGAGGCGCGAGCGGAUGGCCAAGGACGGGGACGACGGAGAUGUCACGUACAUCAACGACAAGAACAAGCAGUUCAACCAGAAGCUCGCACGGUUUUACAACAAAUAUACCACGGAGAUUCGGGACAGUUUCGAGCGGGGCACCAUGAUUUGAUGACGGGCAAAGGUCAGGACGGAGGGCAUUCAGGUUUUGUUGCAUGGCUGUAUCCUACCAGCAGUAAUGGGAUAUUCUUGGCUACGGCGUUUUGCGAGGUAUUGCGAGGUUUUCGUGGUGGUACAGUCUACCGAAUGGGGCCGUGCGAACUAUAGUACAAUAGAUAAAGCGUCAAAUGAAGAGAAAGAAAGAACCCCCUUAAUUUUG
This is a messenger RNA of Sodiomyces alkalinus F11, 1167 nucleotides long. RefSeq names its product SYF2 splicing factor. The transcript is spliced from 2 exons. NCBI's taxonomy places the organism in Eukaryota, Fungi, Ascomycota, Sordariomycetes, Glomerellales, Plectosphaerellaceae. Gene Ontology annotation, cellular component: catalytic step 2 spliceosome; Prp19 complex; post-mRNA release spliceosomal complex. The record is from RefSeq and is a predicted model, not a curated record. The coding region runs from base 1 to 960 and encodes 319 amino acids.